GGUAGUCAACCUUAAUAUACAAACAGCUGUUUUGCAAAUAGCAAACUUUGUUGUAUAGCUAAAAUACGCGAAUUUCUUCGUCAAAUUUGAAUUAAUGAUAAAAUAAUUAAAACAAAUAAUGGAGUCAGCGCAGGCCGCAAAGCCGGCUGAGGUGGAAAGUCCAGACAAUAUGGAAAAUGGAGAUUCUGCUCGGCAUUUAGACAACUUCGAAGAGAAAUCAAAUGAAGACGUGGAACUGCAAGCGGAUUUUAUUGACCAGCAGCUGGAAGAAAGUGCCCCAAAAAGUGGACAGGAUGAAGCCAAAAUGGAGGAGGAUCUCAAGGCAGCCGUCUUGGAGCAAUUGCCAAUUGAAGAAGGGGAGCUGACCCUGCGAUUCAAGGAUCUGCAGGCCCAGGAAAAGGAGGAGGAACUGCAUCAAAAUCCUUCGAAGCCUUCCCAGAACGACAUCCUGUCCCAUGUCCACUGUUUGGCCCAGUUGGAGGAGCAGCGUCGCAACUACGAGCAACAGUUUGAGCAACUGCGCACCUCCAUUAACCAGAAGGACAACAUGAUCACCCUCAUCCAGCGGGAAAACGCUAUCCUGGGCAAGGAAAAGCAGGCCUGCCGCAAAGAAAUGGACAUGGCCAACAAGGAAAAGGAAGCCACCGUCAUCAAAUUUGCCAUGAAGGAGAAGCUACUCAUCGAUGCCAAGAAGGAAAAGGAGGCGGUGGAGAAGCAACUGGCCGAGGCUAAGAAGGAGGUCAAGAAUGUGUCCACCAGAUUCCUGGCUGUAAGCGAAGAGAAGUCUCGCAUGACGUAUAUCAUCGAUGAAAAGUGCAACGAAGUCAGAAAGUACCAACGGGAGUGCGAAAAGUACAAAAUAGAAAUGAGUCACUUGGAGUCCAAGCUAAAGUACCACAUAAACAAACUAAACAUCGAAACGGAGGCCAAGGCGGUUGUUGAACGCAAAUUGGAAGAGGAAAAGAAUGCUCCGAAUAAGCUGGAGGAAAAAGCUAAUGAGAAGCUUAAAAUGGAAUUUGAAGCCAACACAAUACUCUUGAAACACGAGAUCACUAGCAAAACUGAUGCUUUGGAUAAAGUCACCAAAGAGCAGCAAAGACUAAGUGAAGCGAACAAGGAACUGCAGCAACAGCUUCAGGAGAUUGCAUCUGCGCAUAACCAGCUCACUGAGGAAUUUAAUCGCUUGAGGGAGCUGCACAAUUCCGUGGAGGCUUCCUACAGCGAUGAGCUGCUUAACUCCGCUAAACUCAGGGGACAACUAGACGAACUUCAGCUUUUACGAACUCAGAACACUAUAAACGAAGAAAAACUGUCGGAGGAGCUAAGGAGGGUCCAGCAACUAGAGGCUUUGGCCCAAGAAAACGAUAUCGACCUGGAGCAACUCAAAGAUAAGAAACAGGAGUUACUUACCAUCAACAAGGAAAUGAGUGAGCUAAUUGUGCGACUGCAGAACGACAUUUGUUUGGCCGAGGCCAAGGCCCAAGGCUUAGAGGCUGAGAACAAGUUACUCAAACAGGAGAAGCUCAGCUACGAUUCCAAAUACAAUCAACUGGAGCAGCAACUCAGUUUGGAGGCGGUGGAGAAGGGCGAGGAGCGCCUGCUGUUGGCAAAGCAUUUAUCCGAAAAGACCAAAUUGUACGAGCUGACCAAGCAGAAGCUGGAGGAUGUCCAAGGGGACUAUGAAGCCAUCCAGCACAAGCAUGCCACCGUGGUUAAAGAACUUCACCGAGAGCUGAACAAGUUCAAAAGGGGGAUUACGGAUUCCAAGACACCUAUCAGCUACUGUAGCAAUUGUCAGCAGGCGAUUAAUGGUUACCCUACGGAGAAUCCUCAGCAACGCAGUCAUAGUCGCUCCAGUAGCCAUGGUAGCUUGCACAGCGGCAGCCGCCGAGCCAGCGAAUCGUCAGAAUCGGAAACGGUGGCCAGUAGUGCCACCACAGUUCAACAGCCGCCACCGCAACAAGAUCUACAAGCGGUUCCGUCCAAAAAAGUCCUUGUGGAGAGGAUACUGCGUUUGCAGCAGGCCACUGCCCGCCAAACGGAACGCAUCGAGUUCCUGGAGAACCACACGGCCGCUCUGGUGGCCGAGGUGCAGAAGAAGUCCAAGGUGGUGCAGCACUAUAUGCUCAGGGAUCAGACCGCCGGCGCAUUAACCACGUCGCGGAGCGAUCAAAACAAGAGCGAACUGGUCAAGUACGGAAAUGGGAUUAUGGCGGCCAUCUAUGGAGGAUCCUCGAAGGCGGGAGGCGAAAACAAGGCCAUGUCUUUGGAGCUUUCUCUGGAAAUCAACAAAAAGCUGCAAACAGUGUUGGAGGAUACGCUGCUGAAGAAUAUUACGCUAAAGGAGAACCUCGAUGUGUUGGGUCUCGAAGUGGACAAUCUCACCAGGAAAUUGCGCUCCCUGGAGGUCAACGGGAAGUAAUGCCAGUCUUCUUACACAUUGUAUUCCAUUCCAGAGUCUAACCCGUGUAUAGAUAGUGUACAAAAUGUAUGAGCUUAAGUUUAAGUGUAUAAUAUAUGUAUUUAAUAUUUUAACAA
Messenger RNA from Drosophila rhopaloa, 2538 nucleotides. It is a transcript of the gene Golgin104, whose product is annotated as coiled-coil domain-containing protein 186. NCBI's taxonomy places the organism in Eukaryota, Metazoa, Arthropoda, Insecta, Diptera, Drosophilidae. The transcript is spliced from 7 exons. Gene Ontology annotation, molecular function: small GTPase binding. The coding region runs from base 119 to 2422 and encodes 767 amino acids. The record is from RefSeq and is a predicted model, not a curated record. Gene Ontology annotation, biological process: vesicle cytoskeletal trafficking. Gene Ontology annotation, cellular component: trans-Golgi network.